AUUUCCCAUAUUUUUUACUUACUUUCUUGUCCUCUAGUCUUCCUUUUCUUAUAAUAAAUAAACAUGUUUCGAAGUAUAACAAUUCUCGUUUUAAUCUUUGCAAUUAUUACAGCACUUUCUUAUAAUUGGAUAUAUGAAUUUUAUACUGUUUUUGGAUAUAAUAGACCGCAUAUUAAACCUUAUGAAAAUGGAAAGUGUAGAAAAAUCGAAGGUGUUGAGGCGUGUGAAGAUAUUCAUAUUCAUCAUCGUACUGGUUACGCUUUUAUGGCUUGCGGAAAAGAAAUUGAAAGAAUUAGAGGUUAUUGGCCUCCAAUUGGUACUUAUAAUUCCAGUAUUCAGUCAAUAGAUACGCCUUAUAUCUACGAUAUCAAUAAUGAUAAACUCAUUCCACUUGUCUUGAAAAAUUUCCCCCCUGAAGAAGAUUUUGCAACUCAUGGAUUAGGAAUUUAUGAAGAUCCUGAAAAUGAAAAUAAAUUAUAUUUAUUUUUCGUAAAUCAUAAAAGAUCUGGAAGUUGUUUUGAAAUAUUUGAACAUACUUUACAUACAAAUGAAUUAAUUCAUUUAGAAACAAUUCAACAUGAAUUAAUAAAUACUCCAAAUGAUGUUUUCCCAGUUUCAAGACAUGAAUUUUAUUUUACUAAUGAUCAUUAUUUUAGCAACCCCAUAAAUAAACUGUUAGAAUAUAUUUUCCCUCUUCCAUGGGCGAAUGUAGUAUUCCAUUCAUCAAUCACGAAUGAAACUAAAAUUGUUGCUGAAAUGCGAACUCCUAAUGGAAUUACCGCGAAUUUUGAUCAUUCUCUAUUAUAUGUUGCCACAACAUCUGGUCAUGUUUUAAUAUAUGAAAGAAACAAGAAUAAUAACGAACUUAAAUUAAAGGAUAAAAUGUUCACAGGAUAUGCUACCGAUAAUCUUAGUGUUGAUGAAGAAACUGGUGAAAUUUAUGGUGCUAUUUUUCAAGACCUAUACCAGAUUAUGAUUUAUGGCAACGAUCUAGAACUUCCUCUUAUGGCAACUGGAAUAUUUAAAAUUAGUAAUAAUACUAAAGGGGGUGAUGAAAAAUACUCUCUUGAAACUAUUUUUGAAGAUGAUGGAUCUUUAUAUAAAUUAACAACGAUAGCCGCUGUAGAUAGAAAAAGAAAUACUUUACUUCUUGGUUCUUAUCGUUCUAAAGGUAUUGUAAGAUGUGAUAGUUUAGAACCAUAAAUUUAAAAAUUAUGAAUAUUAUUAGAAUUGUUGUGUAUUAAAUAAUUUAUAUAGUUAUAAAAUAUAUUACAAUUUAAAAAUUUCUGCUAAAACUGUGUAUGUUAUGUAUGAUAUGUAUGAAAUGAUGACAUGAUGACAAACUUGAUCA
Molecule: messenger RNA, 1351 nt
Organism: Rhizophagus irregularis DAOM 181602=DAOM 197198
Lineage: Eukaryota; Fungi; Glomeromycota; Glomeromycetes; Glomerales; Glomeraceae
Molecular function (GO): arylesterase activity
Source: RefSeq, a predicted model, not a curated record